This is a messenger RNA of Aspergillus glaucus CBS 516.65, 2060 nucleotides long. Its product is annotated as F-box protein. The record is from RefSeq and is a predicted model, not a curated record. Gene Ontology annotation, molecular function: protein binding. The transcript is spliced from 2 exons. Lineage: Eukaryota; Fungi; Ascomycota; Eurotiomycetes; Eurotiales; Aspergillaceae. Bases 23 to 1735 code for a protein of 570 amino acids.
CCAACUUCAACUCUACAACAUCAUGACUUACAUCAGCCUCCCCGCGCUCCCCUUCGAGCUAUGGGGAUCCAUCGCAUCACAUCUAUCCAACGCCGACAUAAAAUCUCUCCGCCUGGCAUGUAGCCAAUUCAACAAUGCAGCGCUUCUCCGCCUUGACCGGGUCUUCUUAUCCGCCAACCCACUUAACAUAGAAGUCUUUCGCGGCAUUGCAUCCCAUGACAAGUUCCGCCACAAAGUAACCGAGAUCAUCUGGGACGAGGCGCGCUUGCCCAGAGGCCCACAGCGAACAGGCCAAACUGACGAGGGACAUGAACUGCUCUCGGACGAGGAAGAGCCCGGCAACACGAGAGAGUGGGCCAGAAGGUACGGCUCUGUGUACCAGGAGGAGAUCAUCGAGCGACAUCAAUCCGAGGAGGAAGAUGGGUGUCCUAGGUGGUUUAAGGACGCUUGCGAGGAAAACCUCGACCAUCUUAGGCGGCGGAGGGAUAGGGACGUGGACAGGCCCGACCAUGUUGCGCGCAGAGAACAGGUCUUCGCUCAGCCUCCGCUGAGGGAGCGCUGGCAAUAUUAUCAGCGUUUACUACGUCAGCAGAAAGAUGUCCUUGUCGAUAAUAGUGAUCUGCACGCAUUCUUAUACGGCAUCAAGCAGUUUCCUGCUCUGAAGAGAGUCACCAUCACACCUGCGGCCCACGGUCAUCUCUUCGCUCCGCUGUAUCCGACCCCCAUGAUCCGCGCUUUCCCCAAGGGAUUCAAUUAUCCCAUUCCGCGGGGAUGGCUCUAUCCCACAACUACAAGUGAGCCUGCGACUGCGUAUGCGUGGAACGAAUACCCCGAACUCAGAGAACGGUACCGUGGGUUCCGCACUGCGAUGCGCGUGCUCGCCAAUGAACCAAACUCUAUUUCCGAGCUAAUUAUGACUUCCAACCAUCUCCCGACUGGGAUCAACUGUACGAUCUUCGACAAGCCCUGCACAGAGUACGAUAAUUUCACUACAGUGCUGAAAACCCCGGGCUUCCGCCGUCUGGACAUUGCCAUGCUCAUUGGCGGAGAGGCCGAGGAAGAUCUCGACCAAUGCUGGCGAUCCUUCUUGAAUGGACGGCUGCGCCGCGCACUCGGCGAAGCAAAAGAUAUGGAGGAUUUCAGGCUGCAUACGACAGUCAUCAGCAAUCCCUACGGGGACGAUGACGGGGACGGCUACGGAACACUAGACCGACUGAUUCCAUUACAGAGCAUCGUGCCUGUGGAAAAAUGGCCGAAUCUGCGCCACUUCGAACUCUCCCGCUUCCUAGUCUCACAGCCUGAUAUCAUCUCCUUCCUCACCGCACUACCGAAAUCCAUUCGCUCUGUUGAGCUCAGCAUGCUCAAGUUCCUUGAAGACGGUGGAGACUGGCACGGUCUGCUGGAGGAUAUGCGCAAAAUGAUACGCGAGAACACGCUGUGGGGGGACCGAGAUAUCGCUGCAAGGCCGAAGGUUAGGAUUGGAUUGCCGCUUAUGCAUCGUGAGAUUGGACGGGGCCAGUGGAUUGAAAAAGAGGUGCAUGAUUUCAUUUACGAUGAGGGGAAAAAUCCCUUCUUUGAUGAUAUGCCUUGUGAUACUCCGUAUGGAGUUGGAAUUCUGAAGGAUGUAUUUGAGCCUAAUUUUGAACGCCCGAAUGGGAAUUGGGACGAUAUGAUUGAGAUGGGUAUUACCAAGGAGCACAUGGAUUAUGAUUCCAGUGCUCCACCGCAAUACUGAUCUCUACAUCCGUGAAUUUUAAUCGAUUCUUAUGCUUCACAUACAACGUCGAUACAAUUGGUUAUUGGGUUUGACAGUUUGUGCAACUGCAUCGACACUUGCCUCUUCAAAACGUACCUCUUACCAUUUAAGCACUGGAUGUAGGCGUCGAGGUAACCGACGAGGCAGCACCCGAGGACGGAGUUUGCGAGGCGCUUGCCUUGGUACUGGUAGGCUUGGAGAGUUUCACGCAGUAGGAUGAGCUGGCUCGAACUGUGCAAGGAUAGUUGUAGGAGUCUGUAGCGACGCUCGCGCUCGCGCUUGCACUGCCACUGGCAGCUGAAGU